Molecule: messenger RNA, 1056 nt
Organism: Aplosporella prunicola CBS 121167
Lineage: Eukaryota; Fungi; Ascomycota; Dothideomycetes; Botryosphaeriales; Aplosporellaceae
Product: glycosyltransferase family 25 protein
Exons: 3
Coding region: 1-966 (321 amino acids)
Source: RefSeq, a predicted model, not a curated record
AUGCAUCCACAGCCCGCCAAUGCCACCUUGGGCUUCGGUGCCGUGCUUGCCGUCUCGCGCGCCGCCUCGCCCCGCCGUCAUCACCUGCUUUUUGCCGCAAACUUGACCGGCAUCGACAUCACCAUCCCCGAUCAGCCCGUCUGGUCCGAUCGCCAGGUCGCCGCCUUCCGCGCCCACAAUUCCACCAUCACUCGCGGCUCUGCCUUGGCUUGGAUGGGCCAUCUGAACGCCCUUCAAUGGUACCCGUUCCUGCGCUCCGGCCUCGAGACGGCCAUCAUCCUCGAGGACGACGUUGACUGGGACAUCCACCUGCGCACCAGGCAAGUUCCCCUUGUUUCGGAGAACCUCCAGGCGCUCCUGGCCUCCAACUCCACCUACUGGAGCGAUCUAGACCGAUGGGAGAUCCUCUACCUCGGCCACUGCGGCGAUUUCUUCAAUUCUGACAAGUUCGACCGUACGGCUCAUCGCAUCUUCGCCGAUGACACGAUGCUACCGCACGACAGGUUGCACGGAGCGACACCAGAGUUUCUCUCGAGUCUCGGCCUGCAAGAUGGUGAGCGUGUGAUCCACCGCUCCCAAUGGCCUUUGUGCACCUUUGGCUACGCCGUGACCCGUGCCUCCGCUCACCGUAUAGUGACUGACUUUGCCGCGCGUGAACCAGAAGGUGGUUGUCAAGCCUUUGACGUCCGUCUCCUGGAGGCUUGUCGUGACCAAGAAUGGCAAUGCUACACUGCAAAUCCAGAACUGUUCCACCACGUCAUGGCUCCUUCGGAAAUCGCCGAGGUCAACGAAGGGAUCACUCCUGGAAAGGCAGCGAAGAAGCUAGCAGACACACCAAACAUUGCUUGCAGCGCAAGAUCAGACUCGUUCUACACCGAGAAUGCGGCCACACUGGCCUAUCUGCAAGUAGAGGUGGGCUUGAAGGGUCAUUGUUUGAUAGACGCCAUGGGAAAAGACGCGGAGUAGUUAUCCUUUCUGGUGCAGGAGCAUAGAUACCCCUAGAGCUUAUUUAUUUUCGCAAGAACAAGAGCCACGUUGCUGCAUAUACAGGAGUUG